AUGGCGUCUCUCCUAUCCUCCAGCCUCUCGGAGAGGCUCAACCUGUGGGAGAGGUUGGGCCCCUCGGUAGGAGAGGUUUGGAGCGUCCGGGCCUCUGCACCGGGUGAGGAUGCACUAGGGGGUGCUGGAUUUGAAGGGACCCCUGGAUUGUGUGUUCUAUCCUGGAUUGGAGGUGGUGGUGGUUGGAGGAUAGCGGGAAGGCGAUGGAGGUGCGAUGGAUUUGCCUGCCUGGAGACCCUCGUUGGACGGUUAACAUCUGCUACGCCUUUUCUGGCCUUAUUGGUAUCCUGGCCGGUCGCUGGCCCUUUAGGCCUAUUGGAAGAUGCAGGAGACUUAACAGCAGCCGAUAUUACCUAUGACUGGAGUAACCCCCUCUCCACCUUUUCUAUCCCAGGAUGUUUGGUCUCAGACCUUCGACAGACUACCAUCUGGACUAGCGAACAAAAAUUGGAACUGAAAAAGGAACACUUGGAGAUGGAAGAUAAGAAAAUCGUAAAUAUGACCUCAGCAUGGUGGGUGAUUAAAAUCACUUACCUUCUGACGGCUAUGGAUCUGACCUGCAUGUUUAUGCAAUUUGGGAUUGUGCCAUAUUUGGCAACUAACUUGGGUUUGGAUGCAAUUGGAUUUGGCUAUUUGCAGACAUUCUUUGGUAUUCUUCAGCUUCUGGGCAGCCCCAUCUUUGGAAGGUUUGCUGACCAGUUUGGAACCAGAGCUGCCUUGAUUCUUUCAUAUUUGGCUGGAUCGCUGUGCUUUUUGCUUCUCUCUGUAUCCUUCAGUGUCCCCCUGCUCUUCCUUUCCAGAGUUCCAGGUAUCUUCAUGCAUGGAUUACCAGGUGCACAGAUGGUUAUAACAGAUUUGACAACUCCUGCCAAACGUGCUGAUGGCUUAGGAAAGCUUGGACUUUGUUUUGGAAUAGGAGUAAUUUUUGGAUCUUCCCUGGGUGGUAUCUUAACCACAAAGUUUGGUGUUGGUGUUUCUUGCUAUGUUGCAGUAGCUGGAUACCUUGCCUGUGCCUUGAUGGCCCUUCUUUGUAUUCCUUCCCAGACAAAGCCUCAGUCCAAGAGAAAUGAAGCACAACAGGGAACAUCCCAGUCCAGUAGUGUUUUUAGCUUCCAAGAAAUUAUUCGACUGUUGACACUUCCUGGAGUAAUGGAUGUUUUCUUAAUCAAAGUCCUUUCUGUGUUUCCUACAGGGGUGUUCCUAAUUAUGCUUUCCAUCAUAUCCAUCGAUUUCUUUGGUCUGGAAGUUGCACAUGCUGGGUAUUUGAUGUCCUACAGUGGAAUCCUUCAAAUGGUUGUCCAGGGCUUAAUAAUUGGAAGAUUAACCAGUCGGUAUACUGAGCGGUCUUUGCUUAUGCUGAGUGUUAUUGUUUUAUGUGGCGUUGGCAUUGCUAUGGUCCUGAUGACCAACGUCUUUCAUUAUUGCCUCAUUGUGCCCCCCAUGGUGUUUUCCUUCAGUGUCAUCGGUGUCAUUACCGAUAUCAUCCUGACCAAGUCCGUCCCUGUUUCUGACACAGGUGCCAUGCUUGGAAUCAGUGCUUCAGUUACUCCACUGGUACGGACAUUUGGCCCAACAAUAGGAGGAUUUCUAUAUAGACAAUUUGGAGUUUCCUCCUUUGGCUAUUUACAGCUAAUGGUGAAUGUACCUCUGUUUUUUUAUCUCUUGAAGAAGAAGAUCCCUCAGAAAGAAGAGAAAACUCAGUAACUAAUUCCAUGUAUAUUGUUGACAUAAAGAACA
This is a messenger RNA of Ahaetulla prasina, 1737 nucleotides long. It is a transcript of the gene SLC67A1, whose product is annotated as solute carrier family 22 member 18. Gene Ontology annotation, biological process: transmembrane transport. The record is from RefSeq and is a predicted model, not a curated record. Gene Ontology annotation, molecular function: transmembrane transporter activity. The transcript has 11 exons. Lineage: Eukaryota; Metazoa; Chordata; Lepidosauria; Squamata; Colubridae. Bases 1 to 1704 code for a protein of 567 amino acids.